Messenger RNA from Pyricularia pennisetigena, 696 nucleotides. RefSeq lists its product as uncharacterized. Lineage: Eukaryota; Fungi; Ascomycota; Sordariomycetes; Magnaporthales; Pyriculariaceae. The record is from RefSeq and is a predicted model, not a curated record. The transcript has a single exon. The coding region runs from base 1 to 696 and encodes 231 amino acids.
AUGAUAGCCCCCACAACAUCAACUUACAGAAGUAUACCAAAUGAGUACUUCAUCAUCAUGGACAAGGAACCCGGCGAUCAGCAGUGGGCCAAGCGUCCAUGGCGAAACUUGACAGCCACGGACGUCCCGCUGGGCGCCAUCAUCAGCAACCCCAAGAGGCCCGAGCAGGCCGUCGCCCAGCUCGAGCUGAACCCGGCUCUGGACGUGCAGCUGGCCAAGUACAAGCAGUUCGCCGCCGCAGGCCACGGCACGGGGAACGGCGACCUGCUCCAGGAAAUGCCCGAGAAGCGCCGCGAGGGCUUCAACCGGUCGACGUUGCAAUUCGUCACCGGCGCCACCACCUUCUCCCGGCUGCAGAGCUGCGGAGCGGAUGGAGUGAUGCGGCAGCAGGCCGCCAGGGCGAAGAUGGCGGCCGGCAAACAUCUCUUCCUCGUCACGGGCACCAUGGUUUCCGAGGGCGAAUGUACAUUUACGACGUCGCUGGACGGCCACGACCGCAGCGAAACGCACACGCAGGAUCGAGUUGAUAGGCAAGGCCUUGGUCCACGGCUGCUCGGGCUGAACUUGGUUGAGGUCUGGGAGAAGAGCCCCGGGUCUGGAGAAGUCUGCAGCAGACAGUACCGACCAACUUCUGGCUACGAGUAUGCCUACGAGCAAGGCAGAGUGGAAGGUGUAUACACGGUUCUUGACCAGUGA